AUGUAUCCAAAAAUGAUGCGUUCUGUGUCUGCGCUGAGACGAGCACUUUCCUCCUCCUCGCAGUGCACUCGGUGCUUUUAUUCGUAUUAUUCAUCGUGUAUGACGUCGCCCCCUUCUUCGGUCGGGUGUGCGACCACACCCACCCCGGCAAAGAAGACCUUUUGGAUGGAUGAAGAUUUGAGUUUGAGUAGGAGGAGUUUUAGGAGGAGUUUUAGGAGGAGCAGCGCGACGAGCGAAAGCAGGAGUAAAGACGAAACAGAGACAAAAAAGAACACGAUUAAAGUCACGUUCACGGAGAAAACGGGCGAGGAAAUCACCGUGAACGCGGAAAUCGGGAAAUCUCUCAUGGAAGCGGCGCACGACAACGACGUCGAGCUCGAAGGCGCCUGCGAAGGGUCGUUGGCGUGCUCGACCUGUCACGUCGUCGUCGAAGAUCAGAACGUGUUCGAUAAGCUUCCGGAGGCGUGCGAUGAUGAAAACGAUAUGCUCGAUUUAGCGUUCGGUUUGACCGAAACGAGUCGAUUGGGGUGCCAAAUUAUAGCGAAGGAGGAGAUCGACGGGAUUCGGGUGAAGAUACCGGCGGCGACGAGGAAUUUCGCCGUGGACGGGUUCGUGCCGAAACCUCACUGA
This is a messenger RNA of Bathycoccus prasinos, 630 nucleotides long. RefSeq lists its product with no specific name. The coding region runs from base 1 to 630 and encodes 209 amino acids. Gene Ontology annotation, biological process: P450-containing electron transport chain. Lineage: Eukaryota; Viridiplantae; Chlorophyta; Mamiellophyceae; Mamiellales; Bathycoccaceae. The record is from RefSeq and is a predicted model, not a curated record. Gene Ontology annotation, cellular component: mitochondrion. The transcript has a single exon. Gene Ontology annotation, molecular function: 2 iron, 2 sulfur cluster binding.